GAGCUAGUUGUCCAGUUAUAUCAUAUGCAUGACGCAAGAGCAGUUGAUGGCCAUUAGUGAAUCGCAAUGCACAUUUAGACUGUAGUAUUCUCGAAACGGGAAUGUCAACGUUAGCUAAAUUUUGAAAUCGCAGAGAAAUAUUACAGGGAAGAGCUGCGGUACAGCGACAGUCAUCACGUUGGUUGCUGCGCUAGCUAGUCUACAUUAGCUUUCUUGCUGGAUCUCCGAAAUUAUACGAUAAAGCAACCCAGCUAUGGACCACGAUGACAAUCGGAUCGUUCCCAGAGACGUCCUGCCUGUUGUCAUCAUUGGCAAUGGGCCCUCUGGGAUUUGCCUGUCCUACCUGCUGUCAGGGUACAUGCCGUACCUGUCGCCUGAGGGCACCCACCCUAAUGCCCUUCUGCAGAGCAAGCUGGAGCAGCACUCGCACAUUUCCAUACUGGAACAGGAUCUGGAGUAUCUGUGUGAAGGGCUCGAGGGUCGUUCCUCCAACCCGGUGGCCGUGCUCUUCGAUUCCCUCCUCCUGCCGGACAGCGAUUUCGGAUUGGACUGCGCCUCCCCGCUGCUGUGGCGCUACCAGCCCGAACGCGCCGUCCGACACCUGGUGCUCGGCAAGGGGCCACCAGGGGGCGCUUGGCAUGCAAUGGAGGGAUCCAUGCUCACUCUCAGCCUUGCCAACUGGAUGGAGCUCCCAGGCCUGAAGCUCAAGGACUGGGUUAGAGAGAAGCGCAAGAAUGUUCGCAACGACCGCGCCACACCAGCGGAAAUCGCCUCGUAUUACCAGCACUACGUGGCGGAGAUGGGCCUGCAGGACAGCUUCGCGUGCGGGACCACCGUGACCUCGGUCCAGCGCGUCUCCUGCGAGGAGGGGGCCGGCCGCGGGCCAUGGCGGGUGCAGGGACAGCGCUGGCGGGGAGGGGAGGAGGUGCCCUUCACCGUGUACGCCGAGAACGUGGUGCUGGCCACGGGCACCCACGACAUCCCCGCCCGCCUGGGCGUGGAGGGCGAGGACCUGCCCUUCGUCUGCCACAGCUUCUGGGAGCUGGAGGCGGCCAUCGAGUCCGGGCGGCUGGAUCAGGCCUCCGACCCCGUGCUGAUCGUGGGGGCGGGGCUGACGGCGGCCGACGCCGUGCUGGCCACGCACCACCUCAACACCCCUGUCUACCAUGCUUUCCGCCGCUCCGUCACCGACCCCGACCUCAUCUUCAACCAGCUGCCCAAGGUGCUCUACCCCGAGUACCACAAAGUGCACCAGAUGAUGACCCAGCAGCAGCAGCAGCGGGCGGCGCCGUCGAGGCCGGGGGGCUCCCGAGUCUCGCACCCUGAGCACGCCCCCUCCUCUUUCUCGGGCUCGUACCCGGGGUACGUCAGCUUCCCAAAGCACCACGUGGUGGCCUUCAAGCCCGACCGCAAGUGUGUGCUGGAGGGGGAGGGGGGCCGGCGCACGGCUCUGCAGGUCUCCAUGGCUCUGGUGCUGAUCGGCGCCCACCCCAACCUGUCCUUCCUGCCGGAGAACGGCCAGCCGCUCAGCCUCAACCCCCAGGAGGCCGUCAGCUGCCGCCGCAACCCGCUGGACGUGGAGCCCUACACCUACGAGUCGCUGCACGAGCCGGGCCUGUACGCCAUGGGCCCACUGGUGGGGGAGAACUUUGUGCGCUUCCUGAAGGGCGGCGCUCUCGCCAUCGCCACCCACCUGUCCAGGAAGCAGCGGCAGCAGCAGGGGGAGGAGACAAACGGACAGGCGGUCUGAAGAGCCGGAAUCCAGCUGCAUCCUGAACUCGUAAAGAGCGCACACACACACAUACGCUAGCCUACACUGGAGUGGUCAGGACUUUGGCCUCGUUUCGAGAUGGCAGCUGUAAGACAGAGUCUCCCAGGGGGCUGGGGGUCUCAAUAAGAUCUGCAGGGCGCUGAAAGAAUCCCCCAGGUCGAGGGAGAGGAGGGCCGCUGACCGGGAGGGUUGUAGGGGGGUGUGGGGGGGUGCACUGUCCCAAAAUCCUUACCUUGGUUCUGAUCCAUGUACAACAUAAGCAUGUGGAAAGAUGCACUCUCUGAAAACCUCUGUGGCUAUGCGGACAGAAUUGGGUAUAUUAAGCAUGUGGGGUUCAUACUGUAAAGUUUCAGUCAACAUUAACGGCAGGUGGUUAAAAACCACCAUGGGGAUAUAAAGCGGGUAGAUAUACUGAGCAAUACUAACAGGGGGAUGGGAAUGGAGGCUGCAAUCCCACAGAUACAUUCCCUGUAACGUGUAGGUGGUAGGUAGGCAACGAGAUUUGUGGUCUUGUUGCACAAUAAUAUAUUUUUAUAAUAAAUAUCUGUUGUCUCUGUGGGAGUGACUGAAGGUAAGCAGUUCAGUCGUAAUUUUCAUUCUUGUGGGUGCUAAAUGAUGUACAGGCAUUUGAUGUGCAUGUACAGCCUGCAGUGCUACAACAGGCGAGACUUCCACACUAUCAAUCUUCCUUAAGAAGAAAGAGAAAUCGGACAGGGCGAAUUCAGGCUUAUUUUUCUUGUCUGGAAAACAAAAAAAGCUCAGCGGUACGUGAAUGUGAAAUUCAUGUUUCAAUAUCCAAACCAGUUUAACCUUAUUUUGAAACAAUGUCAUGGGAAAAUGUAGGCUAAUAUAUAAUUUAUUAGGUAGGGCUGUUUGAAAGACACUAAAUUUAGGAGUGGUAGAUUUGGCCUUUAAAAAUGUCAUAUCGGUUGUUCUGUUUGUUUCACUGGUAGGUUGGGUCAAUGUUGCAUUUCCCUAAAAUUGAUUAACUUUGUAUGGAUUGUGUCAUUAUCAUCCAGUAGCUUUUGAGGUGACAGUUCUUUUCUUUCUACUUUGAGAUCUGAUAAAAGUAACAAGCAAA
This is a messenger RNA of Megalops cyprinoides (Indo-Pacific tarpon), 2852 nucleotides long. RefSeq names its product oxidative stress induced growth inhibitor 1 (gene osgn1). Lineage: Eukaryota; Metazoa; Chordata; Actinopteri; Elopiformes; Megalopidae. The record is from RefSeq and is a predicted model, not a curated record. The coding region runs from base 254 to 1750 and encodes 498 amino acids. The transcript has 6 exons.